Molecule: messenger RNA, 2463 nt
Organism: Clupea harengus (Atlantic herring)
Lineage: Eukaryota; Metazoa; Chordata; Actinopteri; Clupeiformes; Clupeidae
Gene: gpr157
Product: G protein-coupled receptor 157
Biological process (GO): cell surface receptor signaling pathway; adenylate cyclase-activating G protein-coupled receptor signaling pathway
Cellular component (GO): plasma membrane
Molecular function (GO): cAMP binding; G protein-coupled receptor activity
Source: RefSeq, a predicted model, not a curated record
GUCUAUAUGUGUGUUUGAGGUCAGGUCAAGUCAUGGUAGUUACAUGAGCUACUGGAAUAACAUUGGCUCAUGGGGUCUGCUCUAUGGCGAAAACGGGAGGGGUUAAACGUUCAAGGGGAGGUCUUUACGCUCUUCCUUGUCCGCUAACGAUCGAAUCAUUUUUGCAUUCAUAUUUAUUAUUUUCUGUUCUUACUUUAUUUUGGAAGCAGUUGGAAUGCGCUUCAAGUGGCUUUCGUUUUACAACCUCAAUGGCUGCCACUUCAGCGCCCCUUGAGCCUAAAGCCCGCCUGGUUUGUUUUUCCUCUCGCUUUGGAUUUCGAGAAAGGAAAGUGUUAUGGAAAUAUUUUGGCAACAUUAUGUUGCUACUACCAGAAACUUCAUAGCAUACGCAACCGAUUGCCUGAGAAAACACGGCUUUGUUUUUCACCUGAAAUAGAUGAUUUUGAGAUCACAUUCAAAAGGGAAUUAUGGCCGAAGGAAAUCGAACCGAAGUGUUUGUUUACGAGCAGGUUGUUAUUUUGAUAUCCUGUGCCCUCUCUUUCUUGGGAUCUCUGUUGAUUAUAAUAACUUACAUUAUUUGGGCAGAUUUGAGAACUACUCCAAGAAAACUGCUGGUGUUCAUGUCCGUCGCUGACCUAUUGUCUGCCAUCUCGUACUCUUUCGGAGUUUGGAAGAUUUUUGACGAAGACUCCUUGGAUUGUAUCGUGCAAGGAGCAAUCUCUACAUUUGCCAACACAAGUUCUUUUUUCUGGACAGUUGCCAUCGCGAUUUACCUCUACAUUUUCAUCGUGAGGUCCAGUCAGAGAGUGGCCGAUAGUCUGGUGCUGUAUUUUCAUUUGGUCAGCUGGGGAGUGCCUUUGGGUAUCACCGUGGCUGCCCUCUGCCUACACAAGAUUGGCUACGAUGCCUCGGAGGUGUCUGUGGGCUGGUGCUGGGUCAGCAUCAAAGCAGAGGACCAUGUGCUGUGGAUGCUUCUGACGGGCAAGAUCUGGGAGUUGCUGGCUUACGUCAUGCUACCGGUGCUCUACCUCCUGAUCAAGCAUCACAUCCACCGAGCUCAUGCAGCUCUCUCAGAAUAUCGACCCAUCCUGGCCAGCAGCCCCAUGUCUAACUCGGUGACAUCCAUGGCGGAUCGCAAGCUGACCCUCAUCCCCAUCAUCUUCAUCUUCCUGCGCAUCUGGAGCACCGUGCGCUUCAUUCUCAUGCUGGUCGACUCCCCGGCACGGCAGAAUCCCGUCCUGGUCACCUUACAUGGCGUCGGAAACACUUUCCAGGGAGCUGCCAACUGCAUCAUGUUUGUGCUGUGCACCCAGCCCGUGAGAGUCCGACUAGCCAACUUCCUCUGCUGCAGAGGCCAGGCCAGGGCGCGAGGUGCAGAGUCCCAGCGCAAUGACGGCCCCGACACCCCCUCACACGCAGAGGACAACGGCACCCACCGGUGGUUGGACAAGGACUGAGACAGACAGCAGGAAAUGGGGUGUAUUGACUUGGUAGCUCUCCGCAACAAUACAAAGAAGAGAGAGAGGGAGGGAGAGAGAGAAAGAGAGAGAGAGAGAUGAACUAAAUAAACAGGGAGACAGAGGGAGAGGGAAGGGUGGAAUCGACUCUUAUCCGUAAGCCCCCAUACCCAACUCCCUCUGCUCCCCACAUUCAUCUCGGCAAGUGCCUUUAAGGAUUAAUGGAUAGACUGCACUCACACAAAGGUCGGGACACAAAUGCACUUUACAUUAUGAGGGUAGUGGAGCACUUUUGUAUGGCUCUGUUUUGAUAUAACGAACAAACAAGGUGUCUCUCUCUGGGUCUUUUUAACUUGACACGUAUCCCGUGGGUUUUUCUGUACUGCUUCAGCCUUAAAUGGAGGCCUCUUCCUCUUUCCUCUUAGCUCGAGCAGGGCGGAUAGGGAGUGGGUUUUUCUGUGACCAAUGUGGUUCUAGUACUGUACACAGUCGGCAUACAAGAUGAUGAUCUUGUAGAGUUUGACAGUAGUCUAUGCAAACAAUGUGUAAAUGAAACUGAUUUGAGUUUUCAUUUGCUGCCCUGAGAACACAAAUCAGUCAUGUGAUGUAUCAUACUAAAUAUGGUCUGUAGAAAAGUGUGGCCAUAUUAUUUAUGCAUGUCUUGAGGGUCUUAGUAGUUGUUUACAUAAAUACCAUCAUGUGGUUUAGUCAGUCAUGUCAUGUGUUACAUUUCUAUUCAUACACAGUGUCUAAUUUAGAUACAACUUCCACUAAUCUUUGCUCAGAUGUGGCACCAUCCUUGUUUGACUCGUGAGAGCAGUGGAAAAAUGAGCCUUUGUCAGAUGUUCUGUACUAUGCUCUGAUUGCAGUUGUGUGUAUACACACACACGCACACACACACACACACACACACACACACACACACACACACAUACAUACAUGUGUACACCGGCGUAAUAGAAUAUGACUUCAAAUAAAGCAGUCUAUUAUUCCAUACAUGUAAAAA